Molecule: messenger RNA, 180 nt
Organism: Schizophyllum commune H4-8
Lineage: Eukaryota; Fungi; Basidiomycota; Agaricomycetes; Agaricales; Schizophyllaceae
Exons: 1
Source: RefSeq, a predicted model, not a curated record
CUCGAAGCCUACCAGGCCACGCAACGUUGCCCUUGCGGCCGGUUGGCCUGGGGUCGCGGUGAACCGUGCAAUCACUACAUAUGCGGUACCUGCGUGCGGGACGAGUGUCCGACCUGCACUCGGUCUCCCAGGGAGCCGAACGCGGACUGCGAGAAGCACGUCUUUCCUGCAUGCCCUCAU